Molecule: messenger RNA, 2572 nt
Organism: Xenia sp. Carnegie-2017
Lineage: Eukaryota; Metazoa; Cnidaria; Anthozoa; Malacalcyonacea; Xeniidae
Product: cationic amino acid transporter 2-like
Exons: 7
Coding region: 591-2468 (625 amino acids)
Biological process (GO): amino acid transport; transmembrane transport
Cellular component (GO): plasma membrane
Molecular function (GO): amino acid transmembrane transporter activity
Source: RefSeq, a predicted model, not a curated record
UGAUACUGAAAACCAAACCGAAGAUCAACAUCUUUCACUUUGCGUUCAUUAGAGAGAGUCUUCUUUUAUUAUAUACUAGGCGUUAUUUGACAAGGGGCGUUUAUUGGAUAAUUUACUACGUCAAAUGAUUAAACACCUGAGUGCAGAAGCAGUCAGAGCGUUGGACGGUGGCCCUGACGAUAUUAUUCCAGAACACCUGAACAUAUUUUACCAAACAUCAUGUGACGAGGGUGAUCCUAAAAACUAAUUAUCUGCCUGCCUCACGUUAUAUACUAAGGAAAGCAAUAGACAAGUUCGCGACGGAGAUCAUGCAAUGUCGUCUUUAUGUAUUACGGGUGGACAUUUUAUUGACGUUAUGUAAGGGAGUUGCAUGGCGUGUAGAAUGAAUAAGGCCAUGACUAUCUUAUGACAACUGUCGUCUUUCAUAUGACCAACUCACGAAAUGCCUACCGAGUUUUAUAGCUCCACUGCAUAAUUAUUUCUCUUUGUGUAAAGUCAUUGCUUACAGUGAUUUCAUCAUUGGUCUUCGUAAUACAUCAAGAACAAUCUUUAAAGUAAACUCAUUCAAUCAUUUCGACGGGAGGAAAAGAAUGGAAAAGCUUCGAAGAGCCUUUUUUCGAACAAAACACUUCACUCAGAGUGAAAUUGACAGUACAGCCUUAAAAAGAAAAUUGUCCACGUUGGAUCUUACUGCACUUGGUGUUGGCAAUGUGGUCGGGGCAGGUAUCUACGUCAUUGCAGGGAAAGUUGCUAGAGACCAAACUGGUCCAGCUAUUGUUAUUUCCUUUGCAAUUGGUGCUUUGGUGUGUUGUCUUUCAGGCCUUUGCUUUGCCGAGCUUGGUGCCCGUGUCCCUCGAGCAGGCUCAGCUUAUAUUUACAGUUACGUUGCCGUUGGUGAGCUUUGCGCGUUUAUGAUUGGUUGGAUGCUACUGGUUGCUUCUACCAUGGGAACAGCCGCUGUGGUUCGUGCAUGGAGCGAGAACGUCAACUCUCUUUGUAACGAUAGCAUCAAGGUUUUUUUCAUGAAUCACGUUGGUCAUUUAGAAGUUCCGUGGCUUUCAGAGUAUGUGGAUUUUUUAGCCUUUGGUUUUACACUGUUUCUUGUGUUGGUCACUAUUUGGGGCGUUUCUCAGUCAAAUGCGUUGAAUUGGUUUUUUACAAUUCUCAACAUCAGUGUGGUUGUGUUUGUUAUUAUCUCUGGAUUGACAUAUGCAGACACAAAGAAUUGGAAAAACUUUGCACCAUUUGGCUUAAACGGUAUUCUCUCCGGUGCGUCCACGUUGUUCUUCGCGUUCAGCGGUUUUGAGGUGAUUGCAACUUCUGGUGAGGAAGCCAAAAAUCCUCGCAAGGCAAUCCCAAGAUCAAUCAUAUCUGUCAGUGUCCUAGUUACUGUUCUAUACGAAUGCCUUGGGAUAAGUUUGACUUUGAUGAUUCACUACAGUGAAAUUCCAGAAACGUCAUCCCUUGCAACAUCGUUUGACAAGAAAGACUUCAGCACUGCAAAAUACAUCGUUGCUGCAGGUGCGCUUUGUGCUCUAACCACUGGCUCUUUGAAUGGCAUUUAUCAGCUCUCCCGAGUCUUGUAUGCAAUGGCACACGAUGGUCUUGUUUUUGGCUUCUUAGCAAAAAUUAACGAAAGAACUCGGACGCCUGCCAUUGGCUGUCUGUUGUUUGGAUCAAUUAUUGCUCUACUUUCUCUUCUUUUUGAAAUCAAAGCGCUAGCAGACGUGUUGUCCAUUUCCUCGUUAUGUUCAUACACUGCUGUAUGCGUUAUUGCUGUUCUGUUGAGGUAUAAACCCGGUACAAUUAUACAGGAAACAUCUGACAUAACUGAAGAGAAGGAAGUUGACGAAAGAUUUUCGUCGUAUUCUAACGAAACUCCAUCGACGCAUCAAUCAGUUAAUAAUGAAAUCAAAUUCAAAGAUGCUAUUGAAAUGGCACCUCUUUUGCCUCGAAAAGUCCCCAUCUUAAAAAGAAUGGCAAAACGAGUUUUGGGAUCAAAGCUGGAUGCGCCGAAUGAGGACAGUUAUCUUGUCGUCAAAACGUCUUUGACGGUAUUUUUUCUCAGCCUACUCGCUUUAGAAUCUUGUUUGUUUCAUGAAUUUCACCGAAUCACGUCCAAACAGCCUUCCAUAUUGUUGUGCACAAGCUUGUUUUUUUUCUUGGCUGUGGCAGCUGUUGUAAUUUUAAUGAGGCAGCCUCAAUCACAAGUGAAACUGGACUUCAAAAUGCCAUUCAUGCCACUUCUACCUGUAGCUGCCAUCUCCUUCAAUGUGGCACUAAUCUUGCAUUUUUCAGCUAUUUCAUGGGGAUACUUUGGAAUCUUUUUAGCAUUGGGCUUGAUUAUAUAUCUGACGUAUGGUGUACGACACAGUAAAGAAAAUAAAGACAAUAUCGACGUAGAAGUAGAAAAGCAUCUUGAAAAAUACGAAGAGUUGAGCAACGUACAAUCACCAGAAGAUUUAUAAGGAGUCGUAUUUUAUUAAAUUCUUGGUUGGAGUGCUUAGGUCUAUCUAUUAAAAGGCUUUUAGCAGUUUAACAUCAUAUUUUCAUUAAAAGGUUCUGAAAUGAA